This is a messenger RNA of Hypanus sabinus (Atlantic stingray), 2365 nucleotides long. It is a transcript of the gene adap2, whose product is annotated as ArfGAP with dual PH domains 2. Lineage: Eukaryota; Metazoa; Chordata; Chondrichthyes; Myliobatiformes; Dasyatidae. Bases 393 to 1550 code for a protein of 385 amino acids. Gene Ontology annotation, biological process: positive regulation of GTPase activity. Gene Ontology annotation, cellular component: intracellular membrane-bounded organelle; plasma membrane. The transcript is spliced from 11 exons. The record is from RefSeq and is a predicted model, not a curated record. Gene Ontology annotation, molecular function: GTPase activator activity; phosphatidylinositol bisphosphate binding.
AUUAUUUCGUUCUCCUUUUUGCUCGUGUACUGGAAAUGACAUUACCCACUCUGGGAUGUCAAAUGUCCCGGCCGCCGGGACGGGAAGGGCAGGCACGCAUUCGGUCUUUGACCAGAGGCGACUCUACGGUAGUCAAUCACUCUCUGCGAAUCAACGGCUCCCGAUUACACCUUGACUUGCUCGGUCUCCGCCCCACACCAGAGUCCCUGAGCAAAAGUCCCUCCUAAGAAGGAAAUCAGGAGCGUUGGUAUCGAGAGGGGAAAUCCAUUUUGUCAACGUGUCCUGGCGACGGCGGCUCGGGGUGUGUCCGCCGAGCCGGUUCAAUCCCCGACCUGGGCUCCGCGGACGCCUCCUCGGGCAGCGUGCCGGGGACUGAACCUGCUUCCCACGCUAUGAAUGACUGGGACAGAAAUAAGAGGGUUCUCCAGGAGCUGGCGAAGCAGGGGGAGAACAGCCGCUGCGCCGACUGCGGGGCAGCAGAUCCUGAGUGGGUCUCCUACACACUUGGGGUGUUUAUCUGCCUGAACUGCUCUGGGAUUCACCGAGAUCUGUCAGGAAUCAGUAGAGUUAAAUCCAUCCAGCUCGACUUCUGGGAUGAUACCCUGGUUGAGGAAAUGAGAAGGAAAGGGAACCAAGUGGUGAAGCGGUAUUAUGAAGCAAACAUCCCUCCAUUUUACUACAAGCCACAGGCCGCAGACUGCAAAGUUCUGAAGGAGCAGUGGAUUCGAGCCAAGUACGACCGGAAGGAGUUCGUUGCAGUCAGCAGUCCGCAGGAGAUCUUCACGUCAGGUAAAGGAGCAGGUGACCGAACCGGAUGCCUGUGGAAGCGGGGCAAGGACAAAGGAAGUUUUCACCAAAGGAGUUUCCAACUUUUGGAGAAGGAGGGAACACUGAGAUACUACAGCAGGGAGGAUGUUAAGGAGCCAAGGGGAGUCAUUCAGGUGUCAAAGAUGAAUGCCACAUUCCAGCCGGAAAAGAUCGGGAAUCCCAACGGACUGCAAAUCACCUUUCUGGAGGAUGGCCACACCAGGAAUAUAUUUGUGUACCACAAGAGUGGGAAGGACAUUGUGGACUGGUUCAAUGCAAUAAGGGCAGCCCGGUUCCGAUAUCUCAAGAUGGCUUUUCCCACAGCCCAUGAAUCAGAUCUCAUUCCUAAGUGCACAUGGAAUUAUGCAAAAGAGGGAUACAUGGAAAAGACAGGCCCUUUGGAAAAAGAACAUUUUAAAAGGCGAUGGUUUACCCUGGAUAAUAUAAACCGCAAAUUGCUGUAUUUCAAAGAGCCGCUGGAUGCCUAUACGCAAGGGGAGGUGUUCAUUGGGAACACAGAGCAUGGGUACGACGUGACAGAGGGGCUCCCUCCCGGUGUCAAGGGCAACAAGUGGAACUUUGGGUUAACGAUACGGACCCCGGGGAGGAGGUUCCUGUUUACAUGUGAGACUGAGCAGGACCGCAAGGAAUGGAUCAAUGUUUUAGAAGAGGUUAUUUCCAAGCCCAUGUCCUGUCAGGAUUACACAGUUGAGGCGGCCUUGAGGCGAAAACAGAGGAGAUGAUCAUUGAUAUCUUGGUUUUGACGCCAUAAAGACACACUUUGACCGGAAGAUAAACUUAAAUAAGCAAUGGGGAUAUACCAGUUGUGGAUAAUAAGUCCCUCGCUGUUCACAGAAUAACUAGCUGCAGGAGCUACCUGAAUGCACUGUGAUCUGAACAGAAAAUUACUCAAAAUUGAGGAAAGCUCCUCCAUCACUGGUUCUGUGGUCGUCUGAAAUCAACUAAUUUAAUAUUGGAAUUGGAAACCGAGACUAAAGCAGCAAGCAUUUCCUUGGAACCUUUUCCUGCUGCUGCUGGAUUUGGAAACAGGCAAACAGAAGCCAAACUCAAAGGACUGCUGUUAUUUCAAUGAUAGCAAUCGUUCCUACUCUGGGCCACGUAUGGAUGGGUCAGUCGUCUUUACACCUACUUUGCCACAGCUUCAGACGGCAAUCCUUAACUUGCUUAAUUGAGAGAUCAUUGGAGCAACAGGUUAACUGUUUGCCUCAAUACGUCGCUUUAAUGAGUUGACCGGCAUGGACGGUGAGCAAGGCCUUUUCCCCCCAUUGUACCUUCGUACACGUGAUAAUAAAUCAAUUUACCGUCUGGCACUGAGUGAAUUACAGAUCGUCAAAUGGGUUCAUAUUCCUGGUGAAUGUGAGGUAAAACAGCCCUUACAAUGGGGUUAGUCACACUGGCAAGAUUUAGUUAUGAACCUUCCGCAGAAAAUAGUAACCAAGAACGCAGACGGUGUGGAAAGAGGAGCUUUGUCUUGCUGCAGUAAUAGCACAACAGCCGAAAUACUCCACUCCGUCCGUCCCGUCACGAAAGGCGGGAU